This is a messenger RNA of Brettanomyces nanus, 708 nucleotides long. RefSeq lists its product as uncharacterized. Bases 1 to 708 code for a protein of 235 amino acids. NCBI's taxonomy places the organism in Eukaryota, Fungi, Ascomycota, Pichiomycetes, Pichiales, Pichiaceae. The record is from RefSeq and is a predicted model, not a curated record. Gene Ontology annotation, molecular function: protein binding. Gene Ontology annotation, cellular component: ESCRT-0 complex. Gene Ontology annotation, biological process: protein transport to vacuole involved in ubiquitin-dependent protein catabolic process via the multivesicular body sorting pathway. The transcript has 2 exons.
AUGUCUGCUCCCAUCAACAGGUCUCUUAUGACCAUUAGAACGGAACUCGAGUUUCUUCUUGAAUCCAACGUCAUAACUAAUGAGUUAUACACUCAUAUUAACGACCAAUUGCCUCAGAAAUAUUCUCAAGGUAUGCCAGCAACUGGCCUAACAGUUCCCAAGUUUGAAAGGGCGGAGAAACCUGAAAAGCCCGAGAAAUCUGAAAAGAUGUCGUCUUACUCGGCACCUUCUGGUAUCAUACCUUCCGCUCCACCUUCUUAUUCCGAAGCUCAGGAGUAUGCCGAGGCAUUGUAUGACUACAGACCUCAACAGCCAGAGGAUAUUGAGCUAAGAAUAGGCGAUAAGAUCGCUGUGGUAGACAAAAUGUCUCCUUCGUGGUGGAGAGGUAGUUGUAACGGCAGAACCGGUAUCUUUCCUGCUAAUUACGUCAAACUUCUAGGCGUCGGAUCGAAAUCGCAAUCUGAAUCUCAAGUCAGGCUCCAGACUCAGCCUCAGCCUCAGCAAUACCAAUCUCAACAGUACAGCAUGGUUCAGCAACCACAACAGCAGCAACAGCAACAGCAGGUUGUGCAACAUACUCCCCAGCAGACUUUGCAAUCGCUUCAAUCAAAUGCAGCAGUGCAGAAGAUUGGUUCAAAGAUCGGUAGCGCAGUGAUUUUUGGUGCUGGUGCUACCAUUGGUAGCGAUAUUGUCAACUCCAUCUUUUAA